This is a messenger RNA of Caenorhabditis sp. 36 PRJEB53466, 2942 nucleotides long. The record is from the annotation of a GenBank genome assembly. Lineage: Eukaryota; Metazoa; Nematoda; Chromadorea; Rhabditida; Rhabditidae.
AUGAGCGAUUCGGAAGAGCCACCGGACAAUACUCGUAGGCCGAAGUCUACUAUGUUACCGAUAAGAGUAAGUGCGAAAAACAAUCGACGUCCUCGCUGAGCAGAUAUUUCAGAGAACACUCCUCGGGGUCGUAAUGAAAGAAAAUGGUAUGAACGACUAUUCGAAUAGCAGUGACUCACACAAAAGUACGAAAACGUCGUCGGCUCGAAGCUCACAUUCGAGGCAGUCGGAACAAUCCGAUGAAAGGAAUCGGUCUGGCCGUGAUCUGAAAUUUGAUGUGGAUUCUGAAGAUGAAGAACUUACGGAGAGAUCAGAUGCAGCCGGCGGAGAUAUCGUUUUGGACUUGGAUGAGACUCAGGAAGACUAUCUGGAAGACGAAGAGGAGCGACUCCAGCCACCAUCGAAAAAAGGCCGUUUCAAAGGCAUGCUUCUAAUGAAGCAGCCGUUCUGUAUGAUCCCCCAAAACUUUGCCUUCAUCAGUGACUAUUUCAGACAAGGCAAUGAAUGCCUUCUCGCCCAGCGGCCGUCCAAUUCGCAACCGUAUCCCUCCGGUUCGCUGGUGGCUCGGAGAAGAGCCUCUCUACAAAAGACAGGGAGAUGGAGAAGUUGUUCUCGAAGGGGUCACGGACGUGUACAUCACCGACAAAGUGUUCAUGAAGUACAGAACGGCCAGUCCGUUCGAUUUGAUGGACCAACAAUUGCGAGAACGCAAGAGGAAGAGAGGCAAAACGGCGAGAAAGCGGAAUCCCAGUUGAACCUCAUUCUACUCGUUUGAUAAAUCCGUUGUCAUCUCUCUUUUUAUGUGUUCUUCUUUCAUGUAGAUUCUCAUCUCGUUGCCGGCUCCCAACUACAGUUCCAAGUGGCUCUUUGCCCUUAUCAGUGACGGAAAAGCCGAACGUGGGCCAACAAGGGGGGCGGGCGGUUUCAGUGUCUUGUCAAAACAAACACAAAUUGUGCGGUUCGACGACCUCGUCUUCGCUUUCCACUCGGUUCCCUCCCUUCAUACAUGUACAUAGUCGCGCAGCAGCCGGCCGGCUCUCCCUGCCUCUCCGCCCGUCUCACCUGCCCCCCGCUGCAUACCUGCUGCUGCUCUCGCGGCUCUUCGUCGCGUAUCCUCGCGUAGCCAUGCGACCCCGUCUUCCUCCUAUUUCCAUGAUUCUCCUCCUGUUGCUAUCCAUUCGCUUCGUCGGAGGGAUUGAUGUCUUCUGUGGCCAACUCGAAAUUUUCAACGAGCAACGAUUCGGUCAGGGUGCGGUUACCGUAUCCUCGCAGACGACGGCCGACCUGAAACAGUGUCUGGAUGUGUGCUGUUCCAUUCCGAGUAAGCGUUCUGAUUUGACUCCUUAAAGAACCGAGACAGUGUGAAAGACGGAAUCUUUUUUUCAAAGUAUUCUUCCCAUGAUAAGUGUUGUGUGCUCAAAAGUGUGGGAAUUUGUUUUGAAAUCUAAGUCAAUGAGCUCAUGUGUCUAAUCCUUUUCUGUGCUAAAAAAGUGGCGCGUUAUCCGGUCUCAGUUAUCCGGUGUGUUGCUCGUUUCGGUACUCCAAAAUGACAAAUGUAUCAGCAGCAGUGUCUCGCGUCGGUUGUUUGCCGACUCGAACUACCAGUCGCUUCCUUCCCUUCCGCGGGAAAUGCUCGCGCAGAGCCGCGCACGGACAGUGUCGCGUCUAAUCCGAGUGUCAUACAAUCGUUUGUUUUAUCGUCGACUAAACCGAUUCUCGCGCCCUCAACCGGGCGGGCUCAGCUCAGCAAGAAGCGGCCGGAAACGGCGAACGCUCUUCUUUUUGAAGAAAGAGGAGAAUGGAGUGAAGCGUGUCCUUUUAUUUCCGUUUCUAUGGAGACAUGAAAAUAGACGAAAGAAUAGAGUUGAGCCGAGCGGAAAGAAGGAAAGAAGUAGGGUAAAUAGAACGGAAACAGAAAGAGAGUGAUGGACAGGCGAAAGAUCUUGACGUGCAGAGGGUACUCCCAAUUGGAACCAUCGAAUUGCCAUUUACAGACUGCGACGGCGUCACUUUCGAAGGCAUCACUUCGUCAGAAUUCGACGACGCCAACUGUCUUCUCGUCUCGUGCGAACCGACGUGCCAAUUCAACGGGCCAUCCGAGCACUCCUCCGGCGUUUUAUCCGUGCUCAUCCAUCGGAUCAGAGUAAGCCAUUUCCGUUUGCCAUCUUUGUCUCCCGAGAUAGACAGAUAUAAUAGCCAUUUCACACACGCCGUGAAUAAUUCACUCGGGCGGUGCUUAUGCCAAUAGCCAAAGGCCAUCUUUGUGUACGCUCUCGCUUCAAGCAGCGGCACGGGUAAUGAGAAACAGGGGGAAAGCAGGGGCAUUACAUAUUAGUUACCCGGGCGGAGAAGGAGGGAGGGAGGGAGAGAGAGAGAGAGGUUUUAUUACUACUAUAAUUAUUUCGGGAUUAUAUACAUAAGCGGGCUUGAGAUUCGGAGCACGUAAGAGAGGGAUACAAUAACAUAAUGAAGAAGAUUUACGAAGGGAAUGGGGGAUAAUUGAGCGUGUCCGAUGCAUUGGUACAGAUCAAUUGUUGGCUAAUGAACGGAGGGAUUGGAAGGAUAACGAGAAUGGGUUACAUAGAGCAAGACCCCAGAAACUGAAAUCACUUCUUCUAAAGUAGUUAACUAGCCAAAUGAGCUCUCGAAUGUCUAGAUUGUAUUGGGGAACCAUCAAAAGUAUUCUUGCUUUCCAGAAUGACACGACGACGCUGUCUCCGUCGACCACAAAGUCAAGGUUCGUUCCCGAGGUCCGAGCAGCGCUGACGCCGUUCUGGGUGCUCGCCGUGGCCAUCGGCGUGGCGGCCAUUUGCGUCGGUCUGAACGUGACUCUCUGCGUCGCCUACUGCUGUUACUGUCGACGGAAGAAACGGAGUCAGAAGGCACACAUAUCCACCGUCAAAGGUGGACCGACACUCCACGCCUACAACCAACAGAUCUGA